AACUUAUUUUGACAUAAACCAGUAUGGUAUCAUUUACUUUUGAGCACGGUGAACAUUUACAUUGAAAUUAAAGUGCGCGACUACAAUAGAAAUUAUUAUAUGAAUAACAGUUGUGUAAUAUUUACUAAGCAGUAGGAUUAGGAGUAUCAAAAUCUGUAUAAGAUUAGAUUUGAAAUCAUGUCGCAUGAUGAACAACUUAAAAAUACUAGAUAUAGGAGCUGGGUCAAAGCAGGACUUGGCCUUAAAUACUUAAGAUUUGGCCUGGCUCCUUUUGUCGACAAUGCUAUCAAGAAUCAACACGAUGUCAUGCUUCAAGACAUUGAAAAGAACUAUGGUGCAAAUAUACGAUGUGGCCACUGCAAGCUCGAAACUCUUAUGCCUAUUCAUACUUCUGAUCAAAACAACAAAUGCCCUUUAGGACAUAAGCCAAGUUGCAACUGUAGUUCUCCGCGGGGAAAAGUUCUUUGUAGUACUAGACUUUGCAGCGCUUUUUACGACAAACUGAUAAUACAACAUCGAUACUUCUCUCCAAAUUGGAAGAAUACUGACAUCACGCAAUGGUUCGACAAUCAUUGGCAGAUUGCCAAAACAUGUAUUCCAGCAGGAGGAUAUGCAAAACAAAUUUCAGUCAGAGAAACGGACUGUGCUGGGCUUCUAAAUAUUAUUAUCAACAAUAGCAGCAUACAUAACCUACUGGACACGGAAAUUGAUGCACCGAAUGAUAUUUUUUCAAAGACAAGAAAAGCAAGAGACGAUAUAUUCCAUUCAUCCAAUCUGGAACUUGAUGACGCCGAACUGGACAUGAUCCUUGAUAAUAUGACAGCUAUACUAGAAGAUAAGGCCCAGAUAAAGGAUAUGCCAGAAGCAGCUGAUGCAAGGAAAAAUAUAACACAGUUGAGAAGUCAGAAUUUUGUAGUCACUAUGUAUGAUGAGGCAGAGAUUAGAAAGAACGCAAUGGAUGCCCUAGAUGAGAUGAAGCAAAAUGCUUUAGACUUGAUCUGCGAAAAGCAGAGACAAGUUUUAGAAGAAAUACAGUCUUGUGGGCUUCAACAAAGUACGGCAACUGGUGCGAUAGAGAACAGAUUAGAAAGCACAGAAAAUACACUAAAGUUACUGCAGGAUAGACAAACUCAAGUAGAAACUUCAGUGGCCAAUUUAAAAGGAAGUCAUCUGCAACUUCUCGAAGAAGUGAGAAAAAUAAACCAGGAAUUGGACAAAAUAAAAUCAGAUGAACUUUACUCGAAAGCAAAAACGAAACACGAUGAAGUAUUGCAGCAUAUUGAAGAAAAGAAAGCUCUUCAAAGAGACCUGAUUCGCCUUUAUAACAAAUACUACAGUUGUGUUCCAGUACAUCAUCUGAUGCAAGAGAAUGAGAUAGACGUGAAAACCUAUGUCAAACCAGAAAUGAGAAUACUUCGUUCAAAACACAUUGAACAAAGUAAUAGUAAAAUAAACAUUACAUCAUACAAAGAUAUAUUUGCUUUAGAAGGAAAACGGCAUCAAAAUAUAUACAUAAUUGGUGAUGCAGGAAUAGGAAAGUCAGUGUUUUGUAAGCAACUUAUUGAUUCAUGGUGUAGAGUACAUGAGCAGAACCAAGAACAAUGCGAACUUGAUGUCCUUAAUGAAAGUAGCUUUGCUGAAAUAGCUAAGGAGUUGAAAACGUUCGAGUUCCUCUUCUUCGUUUCUCUGAGGCAUUGCAAAGAAGAAAAUCAUCUACACGAGAUGAUAAAAAAUCAGCUUUUACAAACUCGACGUUACAAAGACCUUUUUGACGAGGUCAUUGAGGAAGAACCUGAUAAAUGCUUGGUAAUUUUAGAUGGACUUGACGAAUGGAAGAACAGCAGUAAGGCGGUGGUUCCGGAAAGAAAUAGGAUGGCAGAUUACACGAUUAUCUCCACCACCCGGCCAUGGGUUCUUGAAAAGCAUCUCCUGAAAGACACAGAAAUAGAUAUAAUCCUCGAAAUGCGUGGUGUUGGUCCUUCGUCAGCAGAGAAGUUGGCCACAAGGAUGAUUCAACAUUUGAACAUAGUUUUCAAACGUAAUAGGCUAGUAGAUUCUUUCGAGAGGGAAGUGCUGAUGAAAGAUCUCAGUGAGCUUAAAAGUAUACCGAUACUUUUACAGCAAAUGGUUUGUGUCUGGCAUGAUCUAGAGACACUGGGGAAAUCACACUGUGAUAUAUACAGCAGUAUGCUUAAUCUAUUGAUUCAAGUCGCUGAACAAAAUGAGAAGCUGAAACCAGUUAUCCAGCUACCUUCAUCAAAUUUGCUUCCAUCAUGUAUGCAAGAUAAGCAAAAGUGCAGAUCACACCAACAGUUGAUAUUAUCUCUUGCGAAGCUGGCCUUUCAGACAUUGUUCUCUAAUCAGCAAGAUUCUUUGCUAGUUUUUCCUAGCUCUCAGAUGGACAUAUGCGGUAUGACUACCACAGAGAUUGACCAGUGUCUGGCUGUUGGAAUUUUGACACAGAGUGAAGCUGUUGGUAUCUCUGCUGUAACGAGGUACAAGACUAUAGCAUUUAUACACAAAACUUUCCAUGAAUUUCUAGCUGCGCUCCAUAUAGCGACCCAGUGUAGCAGAACGUCAACAGAAGUACCAAGAGAACACUCGGAGGAAACGUUUGCAAUUAUUUAUGACAGAUGCCGGACGUUCCAUGAAAUAUUAUCAUACUCCAUGGUAUUCAAAUUUUUAUGUGGAAUGGAUCCUCUUGUUGGAAAGAUAAUUUCUAAACACGUCCAAACAGUUGUCAUUGAAGAGAGGAACCAGUCAGAUAAUAUAUCGUUGUCUUUAACUUACAGCAAAAGUAGAUUUUCUACAACAUGUCGACGUUUGAGCAAUGAAGUAAACGAAUGCAUUCAUGGAAUAAAUGCGCUCUUCUUGAACUGGAUUGAAGAGGCCAAGAAGUGUGGACAUGAAGAUAUACAACUUGUGUGCUCGGAGAUAACGGACAUUGAACUAUAUAAACAUGUUGAGUCACAACAAGUGAAAACAAUAUCAUUUUUCUGUGUAUUCCUAGAUCGACCUUUGCUCCAAACUGAACCACUGACAGGUUUGCACAUGACAGACUGUUAUUUACCAAUAGAAACCAUAGGGGAGCUUAUUGCUCGAUCCAAAAAAACGCUGACUGCGCUGAGCUUCCAUCGCUCUGACAUGACAAGUAUGAGUUACACUCAGGUAUACAUCAAACCUUUAUUGAACGCGCUAUGUGGAGUAUCAUCUUUGCAGUCUGUUUCGCUCAAAAACUUAGUUCUUGACCAUAGUUCCGUACAAAUUUUUGUGUCAAUCCUGACAAAUCUAAAAAGGCUCAAGUCUUUGUAUUUGGAGAACGUGAAAUUCUCAAGCUGUAACGAUCAAUCUGACUUUGCUGACCUGUCCAUAUGCAAUGAGUUAGAGCACAUCCACACAUUUCGUUGCGAUAUUAAGUUUGAUGUACCUCCUCAAGUGAAAAUAAUAUGCACAGACAAACCAGCACUGCAUAACACAGUUCAUGUUUUAUGUAAAUGCAAAAAUCUAAAUGUGUUUUCAUUUAUUCCAUCUUUAGAAGGUCAUCAAGAAUUUAACAGUUAUUUUUACAACAAUGCCGCUGUUAUUUCAUCAAUAACACUUUCUGUGCCAACAUUUAAGUUCCUUAAACAUCUCCAGAUAUCAUGUGUGGACUUCAGAAAACACAUACUUAAAUUAGGUCCAGACUUGGAACACUUGUUGACCGUCGAUAUAAACAACAUACUUAUUAAAGAUGACGUUCUCAAGACAUUUUUAAGAAGCUCAUCAGGUGUGUCCGAGUGUAAUUACAACAUUUCGGGACAGUUUUGUGAUACAGAUUUGUUCAUACGAAGGUUGAAAAUGACAUUCCAUGAUGAAAAAGAAGAAAAUAGAUACUGUUAUGGUCUAAAGAAACUCUCCAAUGAAACUCAAAAUCUUGUGCUACAACUGAGAGACAGUCAGAAAUUAGUGAUUUUACACGUGUUUGAGCAAUACUGGCGUACUAGGGCAAGAGCUAGUCUUAUUGAUGAGUGUGAGGUGGUUUACAAACAAGCAGAUUAUGGUUGAUCUAAUUGAAUUGCGGGUUGUGGGUUUGCUCCCUGACCGCACCACACCUAAGAUUGAUAAACGGUACCAGUAACCAAGUUUGGCGCUCAGCAUUAAAAGAGAAUUUGGCUUCUGUUCUAUAAUACACCCUUGGUGAUUGAUACCAUCAUGAAUGAUAUGAAAGGAGAGAUUAGUAUAAGUUGAAAAACUCGUUUCACAAUCGAUUCAAAAUAAAUUAGCAUCAACUAAGUAGUGAAAUAUUUGCAUUUUAAUGUUAAUAAUUAAAUGAUUACAAAAUGUCCUCGUCAGUUGUUUUUGGUAUGUGACUGAGGGCAGAUUCAACUGUCUGAGGCUGCACAAUAAUGUACUUAUGAAAUUACUUAAAUUUUGACAAAGUUUUAAUUAAAUAGAAAAUAUAAAUUAUGCUAUAAUUGUGAAUUAUAAAAGAGAAUCGCUGAUCAUGAAAAUCGAAAAGAUUUAUCCUGAUUGCAAGUUGUUAAGCAAAGUAACGUUUAUUAUCUCUUGUUAGUACGGUUUACUUUUUCGGACAAUUGUGAUUGCAAAGAAUAAAAGCUGGCAAAACAUG
Mercenaria mercenaria is the source of this 4609-nucleotide messenger RNA. RefSeq lists its product as uncharacterized. Bases 178 to 4044 code for a protein of 1288 amino acids. The transcript is spliced from 6 exons. Lineage: Eukaryota; Metazoa; Mollusca; Bivalvia; Venerida; Veneridae. The record is from RefSeq and is a predicted model, not a curated record.